This is a messenger RNA of Sclerotinia sclerotiorum 1980 UF-70, 444 nucleotides long. RefSeq lists its product as hypothetical. The record is from RefSeq and is a predicted model, not a curated record. Bases 1 to 444 code for a protein of 147 amino acids. NCBI's taxonomy places the organism in Eukaryota, Fungi, Ascomycota, Leotiomycetes, Helotiales, Sclerotiniaceae. The transcript is spliced from 2 exons.
AUGGAUGGUUUAACUCCAUGUACAGAAACUCGAGCGAACUGCUAUAAGAUUACACAAUUGGAAGAGAAAGUGAUUGUUGAAUAUAUACUUGAUAUGGAUCGAAGAGGAUUUCCACCUAAAAUCAAGGGUGUAGAAGAUAUGGCGAAUUAUAUUCUUGAAUCAAGAAGUGCGAAGAAAGUUAGAAAGCUCUGGGCUCAUCGAUUCGUAAAGCAUUAUACAGAAUUAAAGAUGUGUUUUAGUUGUGCUUAUGACUUUCAAAGAUCUCUUUGUAAAGCAGUACAACUAGGCAAUCGAGAAUGGGCUACAGCAAUUAUAUGUGGUAAUGGGGAAAGUGAAACUAUACCUCCAUUUCUGGUAGUUCAAGGACAAAUCCAUCUUUCCAAUUGGUACACCGAAACCGAUUUUCCUGCGGAUUGGGCUAUCAAACCUACUUCCAGUGGAUGA